Molecule: messenger RNA, 1965 nt
Organism: Vitis riparia (riverbank grape)
Lineage: Eukaryota; Viridiplantae; Streptophyta; Magnoliopsida; Vitales; Vitaceae
Product: RHOMBOID-like protein 13
Exons: 2
Coding region: 647-1462 (271 amino acids)
Cellular component (GO): membrane
Molecular function (GO): serine-type endopeptidase activity
Source: RefSeq, a predicted model, not a curated record
AUGACACGUCUGUAUUCUUCUCCCUCACCGAUUGGUACAGAAAGACCUAGAAAUUCUAGGGUUUUACGAAGAAUUAGAAGUGCUUUGUGCUCAAAGGUAAACCCUAAUUGCUCUGAUUCUAUGAUCUUUCAGCACCCCAAUUUCUCAAAUUUUUGGUAAAGAAAAGCGCUCAAUUUUCAUUGUUUUCUCUGUUCAUAUCUGUCGGGAUCUGUUGUUUGGAGUUGGAUAUCUGAGUUUUAUAUAAGGGUUUUUGAUUUGUUUGAAAACUGGGUUUUUCUGAUUGAUUGUCGAGAGCCCAUUUCUGGGUUUGACGUUUUUGAGUAGUUCUGAUUAGUGGUUUCCAGCAGUGGAGUGGAUCUGAAUCUGUGUGGAACUGGUGGGUUUUGAUAAUUUGGGUGUCUAGGGUUUUGCAUUCAUCAGAAUUUAUUGGGUUUUGGAAAGCCUUUCUUAUUUCGGCUCUGAAGAAGUUGUGUUUUGAUGUUUUUUAGUAUAAAAAAGUUGUGAUCUUGUUGAAGUUGGGGCAUAUCAUUCUUGUAGAUAUAAUAUUGGUAAUAACCUAGCUUGAAGCAUUAUCUAAGUUUGGUUUGAGCUGAUUUCGAGUUAGUGAAGAAAGUGUAAAAGGUGGGAGAGUUAAAAGGGGCUUUAGAUGGGGAAGCCACUGUUCUAUGAGAUCUUAGAGAAGCCUGCCACUAGUUGUAUUAUAGGACUAUGCUGUGCAAUUUGGUUCUACAUACAGAAGAAAAACAUUGGGUAUUCGCAUGUGGGUUUGAGUUAUGAGACAGCCAUUGAAGGGCAUCAUUGGAGGAUAAUUACGUCAGCCCUUUCCCAUAUAAGUGUUAUUCAUCUUGUUUUCAAUAUGAGUGCCCUUUGGAGUCUUGGGGUGGUAGAGCAGUUAGGGCACAUGGGCAUGGGCGUGGAAUUCUAUCUCCAGUAUACCCUCGUUUUGGUCGUGUUAUCUGGGGGGCUGGUGUUGGGGUCCUACCAUGUUUUGAUCCAACGGUUUAAGCUAGAUUAUUUCCGAAGAGUGACAGCUGUUGGGUAUUCUUGUGUUGUUUUUGGCUGGAUGACAAUCCUCUCUGUGAAGCAACCCUCAUCGAAGUUGGAACUUUUUGGGUUUCUUUCUCUUCCCAUCAGUUUUGCACCUUUUGAGUCGCUCAUCUUUACUUCAAUAAUUGUUCCUCAGGCUAGUUUUCUUGGCCAUUUGUCUGGAAUCAUUGUUGGGUAUGCUAUUGCAUGGGGUGUGAUACACGGGAUGACCAAUUACUGGGCAGUUUCAAUGUUGGGAUGGAUUGUGCUCGUGUUCGUCUUUAGCUUAAAGCGCUCUGGUGCAUAUGAUUUCAGCUUUCUUGAGAUUGAACCUGUUACAGAUCCUUCUUUGCCUUCUGUGCGGUUUCUUGCAUCAGGAAAUGGUAGAACUUUGCAGAUGAGUGCCCUACCAGUUGGAGGUUCCGAUCUUGUGUAACUUCAGGUCAAGAACGUAAAGGUUCUUUGUAAAAGUGGACUUCAUCCUCUUUGAAAAUCAUCUCAUACUGAUACCGUUAGAUAUUUCCCUGACAAACUAGUCAUUUGUGCUUGGAACGUAAGGAUGUUCGGAGGUAAUCAAAGUUCCUUACAUCUACCACUCUCUUCUGCUGUGAUAUACAAUCAUUCAAGUUCAUGGUGUAGCUUUCCCUGCUCAUUAGACUGUUGAUGCAUCCUUGCUGACCAACAUGUUGGGAUUUAUGAGACACCUUUUCUUUUUGGAUUGAUCAUCUUUGGUUACAAUGCAGACAGAUUGCUAGUUGAGGUCAAGGAUUGAACUUUUUUGCCUCUGUUUUAUGUAAUGAAAGGAAAAAUUACUUUCUUGUUGUCUGUGUUUAUGGGUAGUGUCUUGGCUUUAGAAGCAGGUCUCGUGCUUAUGUGUUUUGUACCUUAUAAUGUCAUCACUACGAAGAAUGGGGAUUAAGAAGUGUAAGGAUUCUUUUU